AUGAUGUACAAGAGUUUGCAGGGGAGGAAGCCAAGUGUGCCUUGGAGAGGGGUCUAUUUUGGUAAUGGUGUCAGACCAACAGCUACCUUUAUUCUUUGGCUUGCUUGCAGAAACAGACUGCCGACCAAGGAUAGAAUUUGCAAAUUUGGAGUACAAACUGAUGAGAAAUGCAUCUAUUGUGGAGAGAAGGAAAGCUGUCAACACUUAUUUUUUGAGUGCAGGGUAACAAGACUUGUUUGGCUGCAAGUGUUGAAGUGGCUGAAGAUACAUCAUAUGCCCCACGGAUGGGACCUGGAAUUAGUAUGGAUAAGCAAAAAUGCUAGCAGGAGCAAUGGUAGAAGCAGAGCACUACAAAUAGCGAUAGCUGAAGCAGUGUAUGCUGUGUGGAGUGUGAGAAAUCAUAAGAUAUUCCAAGAGGACAAUCAUAUGGAGCUGGAUAACAACCAGAUUAUACAGAACAUAAAAUGGAGAAUGAGUGGGAAUCCUAAAUUGGAAGCAUAUUGCCAUACCCUUGAUAAUGAGUAG
This is a messenger RNA of Vicia villosa (hairy vetch), 525 nucleotides long. RefSeq lists its product as uncharacterized. The transcript has a single exon. NCBI's taxonomy places the organism in Eukaryota, Viridiplantae, Streptophyta, Magnoliopsida, Fabales, Fabaceae. The record is from RefSeq and is a predicted model, not a curated record. Bases 1 to 525 code for a protein of 174 amino acids.